AUGACUGCAGUACUUAGAAGUAUUAAAUACCUGGACUUUACAGUGCCUGACGAGUAUAAUACUUAUGUUUACUUUAAGAAAGUAGAAGCUAGAUUUUGGCAGUUGAAACAUUAUUUAAGUUUUCGUUUGAAAAAUGAUGAAAUAAUUUUACCAUUGUCUACUGUUUACAAUGAUUGGCAAACAUCUCUGCAGCUUAUUUCACAAAAUAGCAUUAAAAAAAUUUCAUCUUCUAUAACUUCAUUAUGCAAAGAUUUUCUUGAUAUUUGUGAAACCUUUGAAGGCUCCUUCAUAAAGCAAAACUGCAAUGAAGAAAUUUUGCCUAACAUAUCAAAUGAAAAACGAACAAUGGAGGAUAAUGAAGAAACUUUGCCUAAUGAAAAACGAAUUCGACAUGAUUUCCAAGAACAUGAAGAAGUCUUUAAACACGAAGAUGAAGUCUUAAUGAAUUUCUUGAAUGAGGAGAGUGAAACUGAAGAAGAAAUCUGUCAACCAGAAGCUGAACAAAUGGAAAGCACUGCAUUCGAUAUUCCCAUAUUUUUUGGUAUACUUGAUUUAUCCGGUGAAGAUAAGGAAGUAAAGAAACUUUUCACUGAUAAUGAAUGGUCAGAAAUGAAAAGCGAUUUUAACAAAACGGUAGAAUUUAAAGAUAUAGAUGAAAAAGAUGAGUUGUAUAACUUAUUUGAUAAGAUUGAACAGGCUAUUGAAAAGAAGUCGGAUGAUUUAAUUACAGAAAUUGACAAGUGUACGAUUGAGAGGGAGAUCCAAAGUCUAGCAUCUGCUGUUAUUACAAAUUCAACAAAGAACUUAACAGAUCUCUUAAUCUAG
This is a messenger RNA of Scutellospora calospora, 825 nucleotides long. NCBI's taxonomy places the organism in Eukaryota, Fungi, Glomeromycota, Glomeromycetes, Diversisporales, Gigasporaceae. The record is from the annotation of a GenBank genome assembly.